Messenger RNA from Vespa velutina, 1623 nucleotides. RefSeq names its product myb-like protein X. Bases 1 to 1572 code for a protein of 523 amino acids. The transcript has a single exon. Lineage: Eukaryota; Metazoa; Arthropoda; Insecta; Hymenoptera; Vespidae. The record is from RefSeq and is a predicted model, not a curated record.
AUGGAAAAUAUUCAUAACAAUUUGAAACUCUAUCGACAUCCUAAAUUCACUCAGGAAGAUGAAAAAUCAAAGAAUAUCGAUACGAGUAUAAAUAUUAAUAAUGAUUUUUACAAACGCAUAUGGGAGAUAAUUAACAGUUCACGUCCAAGUUUUAAAAUCGUGGUACCGUCUACGAGAACAUUGAGAGAAACGCAAAAAGAUAUUUUCAAGGAUGAACAAGUAGCAUUGUCCAGUUCGGAAAUCGAGGAUUUAAAUCUUCCUUAUAACGAGACUGGGUCUUUGAACGAGAAAAAGAAGUCAUUUACCGGUGUACCUUUCGACGAGAGAAGACCUUCAGAGGAAGAGGAGGAUGAGUUUGAUAAGUAUGUUAAAGUAAUUGAUACGAAACACGUCGGCAAUCGUUCAACAUUUGAUCCAUCGUUCAAAUCGAAGAAUGAAAUGCUUCAUAACCAUCACAAAGUUAUCUCUAAUAUUGACGAUGAAUCAUCAUCGUAUGUUGAUUCUAAUCGAAAUGGAUAUUCUUCAAACGAGAAUAUAAUAUCGUUUGAUAUCUCGAAAGAACCUAAAAAUGAGAGCAAAAAGGAGAUCGUUAAUUAUUCUCCUUCCGUGCCAAUAGAAAAAUUUGUGGAAAAUAACAAAUCUACUAUCGAUUACAAUCUAUACAAUAUCCCUUAUGUCGAGGUACCCGAUUAUACGGACGAAAGGGAAGAAAGUUUAGACGAGGAGGAUCGUCUACGUGCUAAAUCACAAAAUUCAAAUUCUAAGAAUUUAUCGAUUGACUCUAUUGACCGAGCGAUGAUAAUAAUAAAUACUACGUCCGAUCAGGCGUAUUUAGUAGGGAAAAAAAAUAAAACGAUUGACAAACAUGAUAAUCAAUCGCCACGAUCAAUGACUACGAAGAACGUUAAAUCAUUCGAAAUUUCUGAUCCUUCGAAGAACGAUAUGAUUAAUCGUGAAAAAACGAAAAUGAAUGAGAAUAAUGUUCAAAGUUCGAAGUCCGAAGUUAAAAAUAAGUCGAAUGAUGACUUCGCCCUGUCCGAUAUCGAUUUUGAUAUAAACGAAUAUAGAAAGCCAUUCAAUUUGGAUGACUUUUUAAAAAACGAACCAUUUUUUCAUGAACUCAAAAAUAACAAUAACAAUAAACGAAAUAGUAAGGGACCAUCGUCGGAUGAUAAUAAAAAUAAUUAUUCCUUUAUGUCGAAAAAUGCAAACAACGAGGAUCCUCCCGAGGAAUAUAUUGGAAUAAACGACGACAUGUUAAACGAAGAAAAAGAUUUUCUCGAUCGUUAUUUUACCAAGGACGUUGUCGACAAAUUAAAAGCGAAUUCGGACGAGGAAAUUCGCAUGGAAAACAAAAGGAAAGAUAUGGAAGAAAAUAAAAAGAGGAACUUAAAAACGUUGUCAUCCAUUCUUGAGAAAAAGGAUCGAAUUUCAAGAUUCGACGAGGAAGUGAAUAAGGAUAUCGAGGACGGUGUAAAAAAAGCUCCCUCCUUUUAUAAGAAUUAUUGGUCUCUGGAGUACAAGUUGCCUGGUACGAAGGAUAUAAAAAGAGACGAAGAAAAUAUGAAUUAGAAAGAUUUGUGAAAAGGUAUACGCGCCGAUCAAUUUAUACUCCUAUUAUCU